This is a messenger RNA of Astrephomene gubernaculifera, 454 nucleotides long. The record is from the annotation of a GenBank genome assembly. NCBI's taxonomy places the organism in Eukaryota, Viridiplantae, Chlorophyta, Chlorophyceae, Chlamydomonadales, Astrephomenaceae.
GAGCAUGCGGCUGGCGCUGGCGGAGGCACACAAGGCCCUCAGCGCCAACCUGCUCGCGCAGCUGCUGUGCCUGAUACGGGCGCCCCACACCCCGCCCCACCUGGCCGCAUCCACAUCCCUAGCAGCCGCGGCGGCGCUGCGAGACGCCGCGGCGCCCAAGCUGCCGCCAACGACUCAGUCGCUGCCGCAGCUGAAGCAGCAGCCGAAGCAGCAGCCGGAAGGACCCAUGGGUCGCUCACGAGCACCACCACCCGCCUCCCAGCACCAGGCGCAGCAGCCUUCUUCUUCGCAAGCGCCGCAGACGCUAGGGGGCAGAACUGCUGCUACCUCCGGUACGGCUGCUGCUGCUGCUCCUUCUGCAGGCGUGGUGCAGGAGGGGUUGGCGCUGUUGGUAGAGGCGCUAGCGCUGGUGGAGGAGGCAACCGGGGGGUGGCGCCGGCCGCAGCCUGGGGAG